AUGAUCCCGCAGGAGGAGCACCCCGACAUCAACUUUGUGGGGCUGCUCAUCGGGCCCCGGGGGAACACACUUAAAGCGAUGGAGAAGGAGACGGGCGCGAAGAUCAUAAUCCGCGGCAAGGGCUCGGUGAAGGAGGGCAAGGUGGGGCGCAAGGACGGGCAGCCGCUGCCCGGCGAGGACGAGCCGCUGCACGCCUACAUCACCGCCACCAACGCCGACUGCGUCAAGAAGGCCGUCGAGAAGAUCAAGGAGGUGAUCCGGCAGGGCGUGGAGGUGCCGGAGGGGCAGAACGACCUGCGGCGCAUGCAGCUGCGCGAGCUGGCGCAGCUCAACGGCACGCUGCGCGAGACCGACGGCCCGCGCUGCGCCAACUGCUCCGCGCUCGACCACAAGACCUGGCUCUGCCCCGACAAGCCGAACGUGACCAACAGCAUCGUGUGCUCGUCGUGCGGCGGCGCCGGCCACAUCGCGCGCGACUGCCGCGCCAAGCGCCCCGGCCAGGGCCAGCUGCUGCCCGCCGCCAGCAAGGCGAAGAUCGACGAGGAGUACAUGUCGCUGAUGGCGGAGCUGGGCGAGGCGGCGCCGGCGGGCGGCCCCGCGCUGCGCCGCGCCGCGCCCGCGCUGUUCGCGCCGCACACGCCGCACCAGCCGCACCAGCCGCACCCGCCGCGCGCCAUCAUGCCGCCGCCCGGAAUGUGCGGGCCGGGCGGGCCGGGCGCGUUCCCGCCGCACCCGCCGCACGCGCCGCACCCGCAGCACCACGCGCCGUGGCUGGGUCAGUUUCUUUAG
Messenger RNA from Zerene cesonia (dogface butterfly), 789 nucleotides. Its product is annotated as splicing factor 1-like. Gene Ontology annotation, biological process: regulation of mRNA splicing, via spliceosome. Gene Ontology annotation, molecular function: mRNA binding; zinc ion binding. Bases 1 to 789 code for a protein of 262 amino acids. The transcript has 6 exons. The record is from RefSeq and is a predicted model, not a curated record. Gene Ontology annotation, cellular component: nucleus. Lineage: Eukaryota; Metazoa; Arthropoda; Insecta; Lepidoptera; Pieridae.